Messenger RNA from Gastrolobium bilobum, 1808 nucleotides. Its product is annotated as protein DETOXIFICATION 12-like. Bases 104 to 1570 code for a protein of 488 amino acids. Gene Ontology annotation, biological process: xenobiotic detoxification by transmembrane export across the plasma membrane. Lineage: Eukaryota; Viridiplantae; Streptophyta; Magnoliopsida; Fabales; Fabaceae. Gene Ontology annotation, molecular function: antiporter activity; xenobiotic transmembrane transporter activity. Gene Ontology annotation, cellular component: membrane. The transcript is spliced from 8 exons. The record is from RefSeq and is a predicted model, not a curated record.
CUUCCCUGUCAUCACCUUCAGCAUCUGUGCAAAGAACGUGGUGCAGUACAAGGUUUUCUCCUUUGUUUUGACAAAGGGCAGUAAUUACGUCUCUUCUUGAUCGAUGGAAGAGAAAAGCAUGGAAGAAAGUCUAUUAGCGAAAGAGAUAGAGCACAACACAGUGACUAAUGUACAUCAGAGAGUUACAUGGGAUGCUUUCAGUCUAGAAAUGAGGAGGAUUUGCCACAUAGCAGGGCCUAUGGUGGCUGUGAUUUCAUCUCAAUAUUUGUUGCAAGUUGUCUCAAUCAUGAUAGUUGGUCAUCUCGGUGAGCUCUAUCUCUCUGGCGCUGCCUUAGCCAUCUCCAUUACUGCGGCCACAGGUUUCAGUUUUCUUAUGGGGAUGGCUUGUGGACUUGAAACUAUUUGUGGACAGGCUUACGGAGCUCAGCAAUAUCAAAAAAUUGGCAUGCAAACAUACGCUGCUAUAUUCUCUCUCAUUUUGAUUUGUCUUCCCUUGUCUUUACUCUGGAUAAACAUGGAAAAUAUACUAGUUUUCAUAGGCCAGGACCCUCUAAUUGCACAUGAAGCAGGGAAAUUCACGAUUUGGCUUCUUCCAGCACUUUUUGCACAUGCAAUUCUGCAGCCAUUAGUUCGAUAUUUUCAAAUACAAAGUUUGCUUCUUCCCAUGUUUAUAAGUUCUUGUGUCACUCUUUGUAUCCAUAUACCUCUUUGUUGGGCUUUGGUAUUCAAAACUGGACUGAAUUAUGUUGGUGGAGCCUUAGCAUUUAGCAUUUCAAUCUGGUCAAAUGUGAUUUUUCUUGGAUUAUACAUGAGAUACUCUUCUGCAUGUGCAAAAACCCGUGCACCAAUUUCUGUGGAGCUGUUCCAAGGAAUUGGGGAGUUCUUUCGCUUUGCUAUCCCUUCUACAGUAAUGAUUUGCCUUGAAUAUUGGUCAUUUGAGCUGCUUGUUGUGCUGUCUGGGCUGUUACCAAAUCCACAACUUGAAACUUCAGUUCUAUCCGUUUGUCUCAAUACCAUUGCAACUCUGUAUACAAUACCCUUUGGAAUUGGUGCUUCAGCAAGCACAAGGGUUUCAAAUGAAUUAGGAGCUGGGAAUCCAUAUGCUGCCCGUGUUGCUGUGUUGGCUGCGAUAUCCCUAGCAGUCUUUGAGUCAAGUAUAGUAAACGCAACCCUCUUUGCCUGCCGCAAUGUUUAUGGUUAUAUUUUCAGCAAUGAGAAGCAAGUUGUUGAUUAUGUCACUGUCAUGGCUCCUCUGGUUUGUCUAUCUGUUAUGCUGGACAGCAUACAAGGUGUUCUCGUAGGGAUUGCUAGAGGUUGUGGAUGGCAACACAUAGGGGUUUAUAUCAAUCUAGGGGCCUUCUACCUCUGUGGGAUUCCAGUUGCAGCCUCAUUGGCAUUUUGGCUAAAACUGGGAGGAAAAGGACUUUGGAUUGGGAUACAAUGUGGUGCUUUUAUUCAAUGUGUUCUACUUGCUAUCAUAACAAGUUGCAUCAAUUGGGAACAGCAGGCAAUCAAGGCAAAAAAGAGAUUAUUUGAUGGUUCAUUUUCAGCAGACAAUAGACUAGUCUGAGAAGCCCAUGAUUAAAGUGCAAUUUUCUAAUGAUGGGGACAAUUCUCCAUGAAUGAGGAGUAGUUUAUUCCCCUUAUAGGAGGUUUGGAACUAAAUAUUUAUGACUUUUUUUUAUUUUGUUUUGUUUUUUUUAGCACUUUCUCGGUUCUACUAGUGCUCAGCUGUUUGUAAUGCAAAGUAUCAUUUACGUGAGUUUAUGUGUGUGAACUGAUGUUUAAUAAGGAGAUUAUCAAGUAUU